This is a messenger RNA of Guillardia theta CCMP2712, 432 nucleotides long. RefSeq lists its product as hypothetical. Lineage: Eukaryota; Cryptophyceae; Pyrenomonadales; Geminigeraceae. Gene Ontology annotation, biological process: transmembrane transport. The annotation marks the transcript as partial. Gene Ontology annotation, molecular function: ATP binding; ATPase-coupled transmembrane transporter activity; ATP hydrolysis activity. Gene Ontology annotation, cellular component: membrane. The record is from RefSeq and is a predicted model, not a curated record. The transcript has a single exon.
GACAUCCAGGUGAGGGCAGGCGAGGUUCUCCUGCUCCUCGGCGAGAUCGGCAGCGGAAAGUCAACUCUGCUGUCGCUCAUGUCAGGAGCGAAGCCCGCGAGGUCGAUGGAGGUGGAGGUGACGAGGAGGAGGGCGUACGUGAGUCAGAUCCCCUUCGUCCUCAACGACACGAUCAGAGCUAACGUUCUCUUCGGCCUCGACCUCGACGAGCAGAGGUACAGAGACGCCAUGGCCAGGUCGCAGAUGGCCAAGGACAUCGCCGGCAUGGUGGACGGGGACGCGACGCUGGUCGGGCGGUCGGGGGUGCAGCUGUCGGGAGGGCAGAAGUCUCGUCUGGCGCUUGCUCGCGCCCUCUAUGCCGACGCGAAGAUCGUCUUCCUCGACGACGUGUUCUCUGCCGUGGACGCGCAGACAGGCAACGCGAUCUGGGAG